This is a messenger RNA of Oncorhynchus tshawytscha (Chinook salmon), 5046 nucleotides long. It is a transcript of the gene bnc1, whose product is annotated as basonuclin 1. The record is from RefSeq and is a predicted model, not a curated record. The transcript has 6 exons. Gene Ontology annotation, cellular component: nucleus. Lineage: Eukaryota; Metazoa; Chordata; Actinopteri; Salmoniformes; Salmonidae. The coding region runs from base 977 to 4261 and encodes 1094 amino acids. Gene Ontology annotation, biological process: regulation of transcription by RNA polymerase I.
CCUGUGCCCGGUUUCAACACACACACUCACACACACACACACUCUACAGAGCACAUCUUGAGUAGUUUAGAGCCAGUCCUCAGCAACAUAGGAAGAGAGAGUGGAAAAAAGGUGUGUGUGUGAGUAAGAGUAGUACGUUUAUUGUUUUUUUUAUGUGGUGUGAGCAUUGAGGACAGUGUGUGUCGUCUCUGUGUGUGUGUGUGACAGUGUGUGUUUGAGUGUGUGUGACAGAGUGCUGGCGUGUGAUGGCUCUUUUGCGUUAGUACUUGUUCAGACGGGAGAGUUGGAGGCAGUUCUUUUGUAGGACUCGCAGGGAAUGGCAAACUACACGGUAACCCUGGAAACCUAUCUCUAAUGACAAUGGCUGAGUGCUGUAGGGCCCCGGGGCAGAACAGAGCAGGGCUGGGCUCCUCUGAGCUGGGCUGCUGUGUGUGUGUGCAGCGGCUGCAGCCUGCCAGCCCAGUCAGCUUCAUUAGCUUCAUGAUGGUCCGUCAGCGAGGGGCUUCUGCUGCAGCCUGCACCCCCUCCAGCCAGUCCCAGGGCGUGAUCCGCCCCUCUGCGCCCCAGCCUUCCCCCCCUCCUACAGCCCCCUUGAGCCCCUCUCCACCCCAGCCCUGCGCUGCCACCGAGAGGCUUGUGAGGAUUUGUCAGCCAGAUGUGACAAGAUUGUCAAGAGGCAGGCGAGAGAGAGAGGGGAGAUAUGAUAUUAAUCAGAGCGUAGCUGGGAGCUAAACUCUCUCCGACGCAGUGUACUAACAUGUUCCUCUCAUUUACUAUACACUCCCUCGCUCCCUCUCUUGUUCUCUCUCUCUCGCCGCCGCUACUCUCCCACAGCUAUCUCUCUCUCUCGAUGUCUCUCUCUCCUCUCCUCUAACGGGUGGCUAGAACUGCUGGGGAGAGUAAUAAAAGUUGUGGCUUUUCUUUUUCUUCAUCUGUGAUUUGUGUUUUUUAUGUAGACGAGACUAACCUACUUUUCAUGGAGAUUCAGGCGAUCUGCUGCACCUUGGUGAACUGUACCUGUGAUAGUUUCAAACCUGGGAAACUGAAGAAAAGACUGUGUGAGCACUGCAAGCAUGGAUGGGUAGCGCACGCUCUGAGCAAGCUGAAGCUGCACCACAUGUACCAGGGCAGCCAGGUGGAGAUCGUCCACUCUAACGUGGUCUUUGACAUCUGCAGCCUGAUGCUCUACGGGACCCAGGCAAUACCAGUCAGACUAAAGAUCCUGCUGGACAGGCUGUUCAGUGUCCUGAAACAAGAGGAGGUCAUCCAGAUCCUCAACGCAUUGGACUGGACCCUACAGGACUACAUCCGAGGAUACGUCCUACAGGACAUAUCAGGGAAGGUGUUGGACCGCUGGGCCAUCAUGACGUUCGAGGAGGAGAUUGCUACGCUGCAGCAGUUCCUCCGCUUCGGUGAGACCAAGUCCAUUGUGGAGCUGAUGGCCCUGCAGGACAAGGAGGGCCAGGCCGUGCUGGUCCCCAGCACACGCACCAACUCAGACAUCCGCACCUUCAUCGAGCGCAGCACCCCGCGCACUGCCACCACCAACAACGUCCUGACCCCCAAGGUGGAGAAACUGAGCUCGUCCAAAGCGCACCACUUUGAGAACUUUAUUAAUAGUAUGGCGUUUAUGCUACCAUUUCAAUUGUUGGGCUCCGUGCCAGCGCCUCUCCUGGGGUCGCCACUGGGGGCGCUGCAGCAGCAAGGGGGGCAGAUGGAGCAGGGGCAGAGACGGGGGGACGAGAACCCCAACGCCCUCCCCCUCCCCGGGCCGCCUCCCACCGAGAGCAGCCUGGUGGGCUCGAGCUCCGCCUCAUUCACCUCUGACCUGGACAGGGGUGGAGACAACCCUAUGGACGGCCUCUCGGCCACGCCCAAGAUGGAGGCUGAGGACUUCCCAACUAGCGACAACUACUCGGACGGCCGCUCCACACCAUCCAUGAUGAACUCUGACUUUACCCAGAUGUCCCCGGAUAGCAAGCUCCAACACUCCAUGGACCGGAACGGGGGAGGCGGGGGAGGAAGUCUCAAGAAGGGGCGUGUGUACUGCAGUGCGUGCGACAAGACCUUCUACGACAAGGGCACGCUGAAAAUCCACUACAACGCUGUGCACCUGAAGAUCAAGCACAAGUGCACCAUCGACGGCUGCAACAUGGUGUUCAGCUCGCUGCGCAGCCGCAACCGCCACAGUGCCAACCCCAACCCGCGCCUGCACAUGCCCAUGAACCGCAACAACCGCGACAAGGACCUGCGAGGCGGCGGGAGCCUUUCGGCCGACGAAGACUCCGAGGCAAGCGACAAACCGCGGUCUGAGUACCCCCACUCAUCCAUCCCGGUGUCCCUGACCUCGUCCCCCGACAGCCAGAAGUCAGUUGCCAGCUACAUGGUGAGUCAUGUGGACUCCACCACCAGCAGCACCAAGCUGCACCACAGCAGCUCCUUCCCCAGCAUGGGGCACCUGGGCCACGGCAUCCUCUUCCCCAACCUGAAGACAGUGCAGCCUGUGCUGCCUUUCUACCGGAGCCUGGUGACCCCUGCCGAGCUGGCCAACAGCCCCGGCCAACACCUCCCCUCCCUCUCCGUCCUCUCCUCCUCGCUUCCCCUCAAACCUACCUCCAUCACCGCCCCAGACGCCUGCGGUGCCAUCAUUGACCCUGUGCCCAAGAAGAAGUCGCGGAAGUCGAGCAUGCCCAUCAAGAUCGAGAAGGAAGCGGUAGAGAGGGAGGGAAGGAUGGGGGAGGACAGCGGUUCAGAGGACAUGAGCCCUGUACAGGGCAGGGACAAGGAGGAGUGUGAGAGAGGGGUAGGAGGAGGGGGGGAUUUGUGUACGAGACAGAUGGGUGUAGAGAGGGAGAGGGAAAGAGAGGAGAGAGGAGUCAUUCUAGCUGGGGAGAGAGGGGAGAGGGAGGAGGUGAAGCGGCCAAGGUCCCACAGCCCGGAGAGAGAUGUGUGUGGAGGCAGGGAACAAGAGGAGGAUGAAGAAGAAAAAGAAGAGGGAUCCCGGCAGGCAGAGACAGGUAUGAUCACCUGCGCCUCAUCCCCCUAUGAUGGAAAACUCAACCACAGAGAGAACCACCGCCUCUCUCUGAGCAGAGACCACACAGAGACAGAGGGAGAGGAGGGCGACCAACCAACCUCCCGGCACCAAGACAAGCCGUGCGACGACAUGGACCACCGACUGACCAACGGCGGUGUGUUCAGACUAGGCGACAGAGGGAAGGAUGAACCAGAGGGCUGUAUGGAAGACUACACCAACUCUAGCCUCCUGCAGUCUCGUAUGGACUCUGAGGAGGAGCCACUGGACAGGGAUGACCUUCCACACCACUGUGAGAUCUGCAGCAAGACGUUCAACAACCAGUACAGUGUGAAGAUGCACUACCGCAACGUGCACCUGAAGGAGAUGCACAUGUGCACGGUGGCUGGCUGUAACGCUGCCUUCCCCUCCCGCAGGAGCAGAGACAGGCACAGCUCCAACCUCAACCUCCACCACAAGCUGUUGACCAAAGACCUGUACAGCCCAUCACCCCGCUCCCUCUACUCCCCAGCCUCCCUCUGCAGGGACAAAGACCCUGUCAGCCUGGACUACCGCCAGGACCUGAGAGACCUCCAGAGGGAUAGAGAGCUCCAGAGAGACACAGGCAGCCAGACGUCCGUCAUCUUCAGAGGACACAACCGCAUGGGCCUGGUCUUCCCCAUGAGCAAGAUGGCCGACGAAAGGACAGGGGAGAAUGCAGGAGAGGAACUGGAAGGAGGAGGAGGGGUGGAGGAGGGGGCAGUACUGGACCUAAGUACGUCAUCAUCUGUACCUCCUCGUGGGGGUGGCAGCGCCCCUCCCUCCUGGGACUCGGAUGGGGCAGGCAGCGAGGAAGGGGAGGGGCUAGAGGAGGAGCCUCUGCCGAUGGAGGAGGACAGCGAUGGGGAAAGCAGCGACGGGAUUGGUCUAGGAGGCCCCGUUGGGGAAGGAUUAAGUUUGGGCGGGGACAGGACCCUGGGCUGUGUGGGGGGAGGACAGAUGGGGCCGCAGGGGGGCGGAGGUGGCUCACCCAUUACCUGCCACGUGUGCCAGAAGGUAUACAGCAACAAGGGGACUUUCAGAGCCCACUACAAGACUGUCCACCUGCGCCUGCUGCACAAGUGUAAAGUCCCAGGCUGCGACACCACGUUCUCGUCAGUACGGAGCCGCAAUAGACACAGCCAGAACCCCAACCUGCACCGCAACCUGACUGGCAGUGGCGGCGGGACCACUCUAGACCAGGAGUAGGGCCUUGCCCGAGCUUCAGCUUACACAGACCCUGAUUCACUCUCACUGUAAUCUUUAGUCUUUGUUUAUUUGACACCAGAACAGGCUUGCAGGUUAGCACUUUUUGAAAAAAAAUCCAUUGUUUUUUAGGGGGCAAUGUCUGUAGUGAGCUUGGGAUUGUGGAAUCCAGCUGUAUUUUUCUUUGUUAUAGCAGAUUGUAUCUGCUUUUUUUGUGCAAAUGUUACAGGACAGUAUAUCUCCCUGAAUGUUGAGUGGAUUUCUCCAGGUAUAUCAAGUUCAGCAACCUGAAAUUGUUCUGAGGUACACAUGAAGACCUUCUGCAUUCCAUUCCUUGGACACUCAUUUUCAACUAAUUAUGUUUCCUUUCCCCUGCCAACAUUUUUAAAUAUGUUCUUUUAAAUUGAUAUUUAUUGAUGGUACAUGUAGAAAAACAACCAUUUAUUUUGGACACGAAAUUGACAAGUCAUUUUCGCAUCAUUAAUUUUUGUCUUGAUUUAAAACACUUAAAAAUCAUGCAUGAUCUUUGAAAACAUUGUGCAUCUCAACCCCUCUCUCUAGCUCUUUUAUUUCUAUGCACUAAUUCUAAAUAGUUUGCCUUACAGUCUAGUAUAAUUUACUCACAUCCAGAAACCUGCCAGUUUCUAAAUCACAUACUGUUCAAGUGACACUUAUCUCCAGUCAUCAACAGUGGUGGAAAAAGUAAAGAUACCUUCAUAGAAAAUUACUCGAGUAAAAGUGAGUCACCCAGGAAAAUACUACUUGAGUAAAAGUACUUGGUUUUAAAU